AUCAACAUCAACAAUGCCUUCUUUCAUCUCUCAGUCAGGGCCACCGGCCAUCCUUAGCCAUAGCCGUCAGCCCAUUACCCAGGAAUUCCAUGUUAUGGACCGAUAUGCUGGACACGCUUCCCGUUGCAAGAUCUGUGCAAACCCAAUAGAGGUCAUCUCAAAGGGAGGAAAUCUUUGUGACCGUGGUAUUCGACAUGCACACAACCUCAUCCUCUGCAUCCGAAGCCGUGGAGGCAAAGCCUAUGCCGCCGUCGAUAUUGAAUUCACCCCAAAGCAAAUUGAGAUUCCACCUCAGUGUAGCGUCAUCAAUGAUCUUCUGCGCGCACUUGACCUAGGCCUCCUGGCGAAAUUGCAAAAGCCACAGCCGGUAGUCAUCAACGUUCGUAAUGACUCUCGCAAGAGUCAAGCAGAAAAUACACCAUCAAGCCCCGUGUCACCAUCCGCCUCAUUGCCUGAAUGUUCAAGCAGCACGGUAGUUGUCGUCUCCUCGCGCAAGGGCAAGGAGACAUCGCGUGAUGACCUCUCCUUCUCUCGUCGCGGAACGCUCUACCCCAACGAAACUUCCAAUCAGCUGGUCACCCGCACAUACCACUCCUCUUCUAAAUCAGGCAUUAAGGUACCAUCUAGUUAUCUAUCGUGA
Microsporum canis CBS 113480 is the source of this 640-nucleotide messenger RNA. RefSeq lists its product as hypothetical. The record is from RefSeq and is a predicted model, not a curated record. Bases 14 to 640 code for a protein of 208 amino acids. NCBI's taxonomy places the organism in Eukaryota, Fungi, Ascomycota, Eurotiomycetes, Onygenales, Arthrodermataceae. The transcript has a single exon.